Cryptomeria japonica (Japanese cedar) is the source of this 1155-nucleotide messenger RNA. RefSeq names its product tubulin gamma-2 chain. NCBI's taxonomy places the organism in Eukaryota, Viridiplantae, Streptophyta, Pinopsida, Cupressales, Cupressaceae. The transcript is spliced from 3 exons. Gene Ontology annotation, biological process: mitotic spindle organization; meiotic spindle organization; mitotic sister chromatid segregation. The record is from RefSeq and is a predicted model, not a curated record. The coding region runs from base 93 to 587 and encodes 164 amino acids. Gene Ontology annotation, molecular function: GTP binding; structural constituent of cytoskeleton. Gene Ontology annotation, cellular component: nucleus; microtubule; gamma-tubulin complex.
UGUUUAUUCUUUAACAUAGUUGGGACUUGCACUAAAUUGGUAGCUUUGAAACAGGGUAUGGACAUCCAUCGAAGCAUAGUGCAAGGGGGUAUAUGAUCAAACAUAUCGGUUACAAAUGCAUAGAGAAGGCAUGUGAACUGUUUCACCAGGAAAAAGGAGCACUGAGGACUUGGGAAGCAAGGAGGAGCAAGACGACACCAACAGAUUUAUGGAUCAGCCAACAAGCGCCUGUCAUUCAGGGAGAUGAUAGAAAAGUUGUGUUCUUUAAUCAAGUAGAUUAUGAACACUACAUUCCACGAGCUCUUUUGAUAGAUUUGGAGCCUAGAGUUAUAAAUGGCAUUCAAAAUAGUGACUACCGAAAUUUUUACAAUCAUGAAAACAUAUAUUUAUCUGAUCUUGAAGGAGGAGCAGGAAAUAACUGGGCAAGCGGAUAUCACCAGGUUCAUCACUCAUUGAAUGAUUCCCUAUUAAGUUGUAUGUUGUGUUUUUAUAUUGUCAUCCCAGAAGUUGUAAUUGUUCUAAUUGUAAGAAAUUUACAAAUUGUAUCAUCAGCUGUGUUUGUUUGUAGUCUAGUAAUCUUCCAUUGACUUGGAUUCACUUAUUAGUUAUUAACAAAAGUUAAAUAUGUGAACCAUAGGACGAUGGCUAUUAUAUCUCAUGUCAAUGACAUAGGAGUCCUGUCAUAUAGGUCAUACUGAAGGAAUUACAAGGUAUUUUAUCAUAUGCAUUACAAAGAGUAACGAUGGAGUUAUGAAGUAUCGUAGAUGUCAUGGGCAGUUUAAACAACAAUAAAGUUACGAAGCAUCUAGUAUUACAGGGAGUUGCAAAUAUUUUUGUCACAAUGAAGGAGUUGCAAACAUCCAACAUUCUAUAAGCAAAGGGAUUGAUUUAUAUAAUAUUUAUAAAGGAUUUAAGGAAAAAAGGCUUUAAUCCUUAGACUCUCGAGUAACCUAGAUGCCAUGGAAGUUUUGAAAUGGUUGUUUGUGGAUAUUUUGUGGAAGGACUAUUUGUGGCCAAGUGCAGCACCCAUACUCCUCUUGGAUUGGACCUGAGAUGAUAUAUGUUUUCUAAGAAAUUUUCUUGCCAGCUUAUGUGCUGUUCUAACUUGUGUUAAUCAUUUUGAUAAAAUGAAGCUCCACUGUGUGGUUUAAGUUA